This is a messenger RNA of Hypomesus transpacificus, 1134 nucleotides long. It is a transcript of the gene rsph9, whose product is annotated as radial spoke head component 9. The transcript has 5 exons. Gene Ontology annotation, cellular component: radial spoke; axoneme. Gene Ontology annotation, biological process: motile cilium assembly; cilium movement involved in cell motility; axoneme assembly. The record is from RefSeq and is a predicted model, not a curated record. Lineage: Eukaryota; Metazoa; Chordata; Actinopteri; Osmeriformes; Osmeridae. Bases 171 to 1010 code for a protein of 279 amino acids.
AAGCACUGUGCGUUGCUGUGGCAACGCGUAACUUGGAUAUUUGUUUUCCCUAGCAACCGGACUGCUUACUACCGCUCAUCUCACACCAAGCAAUGUUUGCCCUUUAGACUUCUGUCAUUUCCUAUUUUUACGUAUAUUUUGCCAUUUUAAGUCACGUAUUGACUCGUAAAAUGGAUUCCAACACGCUAUACUAUUCAUUGGACCUCGUUUCUGGUACUGGGUUGACUUUGAGCAGUGAGCAAAGAGCGGCCAUGCAUACUUCCCUGGUGAUCCUGAAGAAAAACUACAAAUUCAACCGCGUCCUGUUUUGGGGCAAGAUUUUGGGCAUAAAGGGCGACUAUUUCAUAGCACAAGGAGUUAAAGAUGAUGAAAUGCGUGACAAAAAUACCCUCUACAGUUUUAACUGUAUAGACUGGCACCUGCUCCCACCUACCACAGAGGACAUGUUGGCUGAGGUGUCGGCGGCAGCGAAGGGCCGUUUCGUGGGCGACCCGUCCCAUGAGUACGAGCACACGGAGACCCGCAGGCAGGGCGAGGGUGACGACGCUGUAGAGGAGGAAGUCUCGGUACGGAUCAAGGUGAAGGAGGAAGUGAGGCUGGCAGCCACGGUCCACACCAUCGAUACGGAAGUGUCCGUGGUUCCACGAGGAGCCUUUAUCCGGAGUCCCCAUGGCCUGGUCCAGACCAACCGCAGCUUUGAAGGUCUGUCGUUCUCCGAGGCGGAAAAGCUGAGAAACUUCCUCCACUUCACGGAGCCCCGGAGUCUGAAGCAGAAGUCCAUCCUGGAGACUGCUGAGAUGGACCCUUCCAUCGACUUCCUGAACCCCCUGAGCAACGACGUCCCCAAAGGGUCCUGGAGCCUGCAUUUUGAGCGGGGCAGCAGUGUGUGUGUGGUGCGUAGCCUGCUGUGGCUAGGCUUGACAGGGUACCACGUCCCCAACACGCCCCAGCAUGGAUACAUCUACAUGGGCGACGGACUGAAGAACAUGGACCUGCCCUUCAUGCUGUAGACCAGCGGAACACAGGGCUGUCUUCAGGACUUAACCUUACUUUCAACUCUACACAAGCUCACUCAACAAAACAUUUUUAGUUUUAUUUAUGCAAAAUAUGUUUUCCCAGUUGCGGAAGUACAAA